GAUGCCCGCAAAGCGGCUUGUGACACCUCCCUUGUGCAGGCCACUGCCAGCCUCGAACCCAUUGGAAGAGUGCAGAUGCGAACAAGACGUACUCUCCGUGGUCACUUGGCCAAGAUCUAUGCGAUGCACUGGGGCUCGGACUCGAGGAACCUCGUCUCGGCUUCACAGGACGGAAAACUCAUCGUUUGGGACAGCCACACCACGAAUAAGGUUCACGCAAUCCCACUCAGAUCAUCAUGGGUGAUGACAUGCGCUUACGCCCCGUCUGGAAGCUUUGUAGCCUGCGGUGGUUUAGAUAACAUAUGCUCUAUUUAUAGCCUAAAAACUAGAGAGGGUAACGUACGGGUGAGCAGAGAGUUGCCCGGCCACACAGGAUAUCUAUCUUGUUGCCGUUUCCUUGAUGAUAAUCAGAUUGUUACCAGCUCUGGGGAUAUGUCUUGCGCCUUGUGGGACAUUGAAACUGGUCAACAGCUCACUUCUUUUCUAGGACACACUGGUGACGUGAUGUCACUGUCGCUUUCUCCGGACAUGCGCACAUUUGUUUCAGGAGCUUGUGACGCCUCGGCAAAACUGUGGGACAUACGAGAGGGUCUCUGCAAGCAGACCUUCCCGGGUCACGAAUCGGACAUAAAUGCUGUCACAUUCUUUCCCAACGGUUUUGCAUUUGCUACUGGUAGCGAUGAUGCUACAUGUAGGCUGUUCGACAUUAGGGCCGAUCAGGAAUUGGCCAUGUACAGUCACGAUAAUAUCAUUUGCGGUAUCACGAGUGUUGCAUUCAGCAAAUCUGGUCGGUUACUCUUGGCUGGUUAUGAUGAUUUCAACUGUAAUGUUUGGGAUUCUAUGAAAACGGAAAGAGCAGGUAUAUUGGCCGGCCAUGAUAAUCGUGUCAGUUGUCUAGGAGUAACUGAAAAUGGAAUGGCAGUAGGAACAGGUUCUUGGGACAGUUUCCUACGUAUAUGGAAUUAAGUUAGAGAUGCCAAAUCUAUCAUAUUUCUCACCCGCAUCACAACUUUCAUUCUCCAUUAUCUUUUUGCAUUUACAAGGAACAAAGCAUUUUUCUAUCCAAGUACAUGUAAAAAUUUUGUAUUUUAAAUAUCCUUUGCUUCUUUCAUAGUAUUUUCCCCGCAACCCUUUAGUAGCUUUAUGAUGUAUUUUUUUUAUAGUUUUUAAGGUAUUUGUUAUUUUUGUGAUUAUUCCAAAAAAUUUAACCUUAUCCCUGUAUGUUGUGUAUAGUAUUUAAUGUCAUUUAUUUCAAUAAAUCAGUAUUUUUAUUUUUUUUGUUUUUCAUCUUUUUUUUUCUGUUUCAUCGUUUCCGUUCAGUUUGUGAUGUGGGUGAGAAUGCGCAGGGGAGUUCAGUACGUAUGCAAUCAUUGAGCAUACCAGUUUUAAUUUUUGUUAGUUACAAGUACAAAAAAUACGACCAAGCUAGUUGAAUUACCGUACUGUUCGAUCCAAAAGAGCGUUUUUACUUCAGUUCGUUUUCCUCAAAUCAUUCUCAUCUAAGGAACGACUAUGUGAAAAUGUUUUUCUUCCUCAUGGUAUAAAAAUCAAUCUGCUGAACAAAAGUAAAUAUGGCGAAAGACUAGUCUAAAAAUAUUAACCAAAAAUUGAAAAAGUGUGCCAUAACCUCAAUUUCAGUGACGUCACAACAAGAGACCAAUAAUAGUGGAUUGUGGCGUUUCGAGUUAGAUUUUUGGUUAACAAGCGACGGGCAGACUAUAAAUCAAUUCAUUUUGAGAUACUGCCUCUACAAAUGCCGUUUAGAACACAGUGUUCCAUUUUGAUAACACCCCCUUUUUUUAUCAACUAUUUUUUGUUGAUAUUUUCUUUGUAACAUCGCAGUUAUGUAAAUAUUAUGUUCCUCUGAAAUGUUCUCGUUUUUAUUUUAUUUUGUAUCAUGAUAAGGUUUUACUGUAUGAAUAAAUAUAGCUUCUGCUUGAAUGUAAGUGGUAUGAACAAGCAUUUUUUUCAAACAAAUAAGUACUAAAUUCACGUGAUUUUUUUAUUUAACUGCACAAAUAUUACAUUGCGCGGUGUAUCUCCCGUGAUAUUCCAAACAUCUUUUUAUAAAAUUUCUUAUCAUAUCGCGGGGCAUAUUGCCAUCUAAACUAAGUGUUUGAUUUUUUAAAUUAUUUAUUGAGGUGAAAGAGUAGAGAUGUGUGUUUGAGGGAUCCUGGAGAGAGGGUUUGUAAGUUGAGCGAGACAAUCGCAAAUAUCUUAUGCCGUAGUGAAUGAUUUGCUUGGAAGUAAAACCAUCCAAUUGUAAGGGCUCAAAAUCAUUCAAGAUCGCAUUCAAGGCGUUGUGUUGCGGAUUUUCCAAGAUUUUCUUCUGAAUACCCUUCACAAUUUCGGAAACAUACGCAGCACAAUGAUUUGCGAUUGUCCUCUUUCUUAUAUAUCAGUCGCCCCCUAUUGCUAACUUCACCAUCAAGUUCUCAAGUUAGGAAUACUCUGGGUCUAGUGUGAAUGGUUUUAUAUUAAUAGGUAAUGUCAUGAAUAAUAUAAUUGAAAAUCUGUAAAAAUCGCCGCUAUAAUUUUACUUCUUUGGGGCACAAUAUUGAGCGUUGAUGUAGCGUCUUUGGUUUCCUCUCAUGCUGAUCUAGAUUUCUGCAUAGCCAUGUCAUGACGCUGUUCGUCGAUGAAGCAACAGUGAAUGAUCAAAGGCACAAAUUUUAUUCUACAAAUUUCUUGAUAUGGCGCAUAAUUUAAUUUUUCCGCGUAUAUAAGCAUGUACAUCUUGUAUUGGGAUUAUCCACGUGGUGGGUGUAACAUGCAGAUUUUUCAAAAUGUAGUUUAGACAUGUCAUUUUUUUAUUGUUAAUGAUUUACAUGCGUAUGGUGUAUGAAUACUAUAGCAACAUAUAUGUUAUAUUGUAACGUACCUAAUAAAAGUAAAUAAUUUAAA
Molecule: messenger RNA, 2904 nt
Organism: Leptinotarsa decemlineata (Colorado potato beetle)
Lineage: Eukaryota; Metazoa; Arthropoda; Insecta; Coleoptera; Chrysomelidae
Gene: Gbeta13F
Product: guanine nucleotide-binding protein subunit beta-1
Biological process (GO): signal transduction
Molecular function (GO): protein binding
Source: RefSeq, a predicted model, not a curated record